AUGUCUAGUUUGAAAAUAGCGUGCUGUACAUGGAAUGUACAUGGAACGUCGCCUCCAAAGGAAGAUUUAAGAGAACUACUACACCUAUACGAUGAUAAACCGUUACCAGAUGUCGUUGCUGUUGGAUUACAAGAGGUUGAAGUUCGCCCACAUUCGUUUGUUGUUGAAAUGAUACAAGAAAAUCGUUGGGUACAAGUGUUGCAAGAUUAUCUUGGGUAUUAUGGGUUGGUUCGAGUCCGUAGCCUGCGUAUGCUGGGUAUGAUUAUCGUAGUGGCGGUCCAGGCCAGGCAUCUGCCGUAUUUACGAGAAAUCAAGACCGGUUUCGUCCGCACCGCGGUUAUGGGUUGGCUCGGCACUAAAGGGGCAGUGGCCGUGAGAUUUGUUAUACACGGACAGUCCUUCUGUUUUAUUAAUUGCCACUUUACUGCACAUCUUGAUGGGACAAGGCAAAGAAACUCAAAUUUUGAAAGUGUACUUAAGUAUAUGAAGUUCCCAGAUGUCAAAGCUGCCACAGUCAUGGAGCAUGAUUUUGUCGCCGUGUUGGGGGACCUCAAUUAUCGCAUCGAUGAGGUCUCGAUUGAAGAUGUGAAAACGAAGGUUGCAAGCGGUGAUCUCGUCUCAUUAAAGAAUCACGACCAGUUGCUGAAGAGUAUGUCAGUUGAAGAGGUUUACAAGGGCUUUUUCGAGCACGAAAUCAGUUUCCAACCGACCUACAAAUAUUGCCUCGGAUCAAAUGAUUGGGACGCAAGUGACCUCAAGAGAAAGCCAGCAUGGUGUGAUCGUAUAUUAUGGCACGAAGCAACCCAAGGUCGCACCAGCGUUACAAGUUAUACAUCCCACCCGCGACACACGACAAGCGAUCACCAUCCAGUUAGCGCAGAGUGCACUGCAAGCAUCGAUAGCUUGGAAACGAAUCAAGAUUCUAGAAUUGUGUGGAAGUUAGAAAUCGAAAGUAUGCCUUGGUAUGGCAACGAUGAUGGCUUGUGUGUGUACGUCGUUAAGGACUACAAGCCGUAUAGCUGGGAUUGGAUUGGGUUAUACCGGUUGGGCUGGCAGCAUUUCACUGAUUAUGAAAUGUACGAGUGGGCGGUCGGCGAUGGUGACGAGUAUGGGGAAAACGGUUGUGCUGUUCUCUUCGAUUGUCUUCCCGAAGAACCAGGGUUGUUUCAGCUAUGUUAUUUCAGCUACAAACAGGAUUGCUUCAUCGCGAUGAGCGAGCCAUUUGAAAUCUUAAAACCUCGUGACGAGGAUGUCGACCCUGUGCAAGUGAACAUCGAGAAACCAUCACUUACUGUAUAA
Paramuricea clavata is the source of this 1299-nucleotide messenger RNA. The record is from the annotation of a GenBank genome assembly. NCBI's taxonomy places the organism in Eukaryota, Metazoa, Cnidaria, Anthozoa, Malacalcyonacea, Plexauridae.